GUAUGUAGACACAAAUAAGACGAUUGGGUCAGUGACUCAAAUUGUGACAUUUUCUUGUAGAACAUGCACUUAGAAGCAAGAAGAUUUCUUCCAUGUUUGACAAUUUUAGUUACCAACUGUUUUGGUGAAAUAAACCUACAGCAGACAACAUCGUCUUCUUUACAGCAAGCCGUAGAUGGGUACUGGGGAGACUGGAGUAAAUGGGGGAACUGUAGUACAUCUUGUGGAAUGGCAGGUUACAGAGAGCGGACCCGUCUUUGUGAUAACCCUGUUCCUACAAAUGGAGGAAAUCCUUGUUCUGGGCCAGACGUUGAAAUGAGAUCUUGUUUUAAACCUUGUGCUGUUCAUGGAAAUUGGGGUUCCUGGAGUGGAUGGAAACUUUGCAGCGUUACUUGUGGUAAUGGAAGCGAGGCAUAUCACAGAUCAUGUGACAAUCCCGCGCCAAAUCACGGAGGGAGACACUGUGUAGGACAAUCUACGAAAUUAGUGCCUUGCAGAGGGCCACCUUGUGCAAUUGAUGGAAGUUGGGGGGACUGGUCUAGUUGGACUUCUUGUUCUGUGACUUGUGGAGACGGCGAGGAACAUCGUCAGCGCCAAUGUAACAACCCUCCCCCACUAAACGGAGGCCGGGCAUGUACGGGUCAUAGAAAGGGUACAAGACAUUGUCAUCAACCACAGUGUAUUACAGCGAUUGACGGAGGUUGGGGAGCUUGGUCUAAAUUGGGGCAUUGUUCUGUUAAGUGCGGUGGUGGAGUAAAGCGUCGGCAUCGCAACUGCGACAAUCCCUUCCCUCAACACGGUGGUAAGGACUGCUCGGGAAAUCAAACAGAGACACAGACAUGUCACAAUCAACAGUGUCCACCAACUGACGGAAGUUGGGGAGCCUGGUCCCUAUGGGGCCAUUGUUCUGUUAAGUGCGAUGGUGGAGUAAAAAAUAGGCAUCGAAUCUGCGACAAUCCCUCCCCACAACACGGUGGCAAGGACUGCUCGGGAAAUCAAACAGAGACACAGACAUGUCACAAUCAACAGUGUCCAC
Messenger RNA from Saccostrea cuccullata (small rock oyster), 1036 nucleotides. Its product is annotated as hemicentin-1-like. The annotation marks the transcript as partial. The transcript has 8 exons. The record is from RefSeq and is a predicted model, not a curated record. NCBI's taxonomy places the organism in Eukaryota, Metazoa, Mollusca, Bivalvia, Ostreida, Ostreidae.